CCCGUCCCGUCCCGUCCCGUCCCGUCCCGUCCCGUCCCGUCCCGUCCCGUCCCGUCCCGUCCCGUCCCGUCCCGCUUCCCCGCGGAGCGCGCGCAGGUACCGCGCCUCGUCCCGGUGGCUGCUCCCCCUGCGCCGUGCCCGGUUCCUCCCCCCCCCCGCUCCCCUUCCCGCCCCAGGGGACGCCGGGAGCGCCGCCGUGUGAGUGGCGGCACCGGAAGUGCCGUUUGGAGCGUCGGUGAGGGCGGAAAUGACGCUGCGGCUGGCGCGGAGGCGGUGGAGCCGGGCCGGAGCCAUGUCAGCGGGUGGCGGAGGCCAGCGCGACGCCGGGGCCGCGGGCGGGCGCCGCAGUAAGUGGGACCAGCCCGGGCCGGCCCCCGCCUUCCUUCUCCCCGGCACGGCCCCGCUGCCCGGGCGCCCCUUUCCCGGCGGUGGCAGCGAUGGCGGCUCCGCUGUCGCGGGCUCCGAGAGCUCCGCAGCCCCCUCGGGGGCGCUGGAUGCCGCUGCGGCCGUGGCAGCCAAAAUCAACGCGAUGUUGAUGGCCAAAGGGAAGCUGAAGCCAGCGCCGAACACGACAGACAAGCUGCAGGCUCUGGGAAAAGGUCCAGCUACAAGUAAAAGCAAAGAUGACCUUGUGGUGGCAGAGGUGGAAAUCAACGACGUCCCCCUCACCUGCAGAAACCUUCUGACAAGAGGACAGACUCAGGAUGAGAUAAGCCGGCUGAGCGGAGCAGCCGUUUCGACUCGAGGGAGAUUCAUGACUGCAGAAGAGAAAGCAAAAGUGGGACCUGGAGACCGUCCUUUGUACCUUCACGUCCAGGGUCAGACACGGGAGCUGGUUGACAGAGCUGUGAACCGAAUUAAGGAGAUAAUUACCAAUGGAGUAGUGAAAGCAGCCACAGGUUCUAGUCCAACCUUCAACGGUGCUACAGUUACUGUCUAUCACCAGCCAGCUCCUAUCACUCAGUUGUCUCCAGCAGUUGGCCAAAAGCCUCCAUUCCAGUCAGGGAUGCAUUAUGUUCAGGACAAGUUAUUUGUUGGUCUGGAACAUGCUGUACCUACAUUCAACGUGAAGGAGAAGGUGGAAGGGCCUGGUUGCUCCUAUUUGCAGCACAUUCAGAUUGAAACGGGUGCCAAAGUCUUCCUCCGUGGGAAAGGCUCAGGUUGCAUAGAGCCAGCAUCAGGCAGAGAAGCUUUUGAGCCUAUGUACAUCUACAUCAGUCACCCAAAGCCAGAAGGUUUGGCAGCUGCUAAGAAGCUGUGUGAGAAUCUAUUGCAAACUGUUCAUGCUGAGUACUCUCGAUUUGUCAAUCAGAUAACCACUGCAGUACCCUUAGCAGGCUUCACGCAGCCUGCAGCUAUGAGCAGUGUACCUUCCCAGCCCUCCUAUUACCCUUCCAAUGGGUACCAGUCUGGUUAUCCUGUUGUUCCUCCUCCUCAACAACCAGUGCAACCCCCAUAUGGUGUUCCAGGCAUAGUCCCACCUGCAGUGCCCUUGGCACCUGGAGUCCUGCCCACGCUGCCCACGGGAGUGCCGCCCGUGCCCACGCAGUACCCCAUAGCUCAGGUGCAGCCUCCAGCCAGCACUGCCCAGAGUCCCCUGAGUGCUCCUUUCCUUCCUGCUGCCCCAGUCAAAACCACCAUGCCGACUGGUACACAGCCACAAGUCCAACCCCAUCCCCAAGGGCAAAAGAGACGCUUCACUGAGGAACUACCAGAUGAGAGAGAGUCAGGACUGCUUGGAUAUCAGCAUGGACCCAUUCAUAUGACUAAUUUAGGUACAGGCUUCUCCAGUCAGAGUGAAAUCGAUGGAGCCGGGUCGAAGCCAGCAAGUUCCUCAGGAAAGGAGAGAGAGAGGGACAGGCAGUUGAUGCCUCCACCAGCUUUUCCUGUCAGUGGGAUGAAAUCAGACUCUGAAGAGAGAAACGGUGCGGGGUCUUUACCAGGAAGCCAUGAUCAUCAAGCUAAGAAGAUGAAAACUGCAGAAAAGGGCUUUGGAUUAGUGGCAUAUGCUGGAGAUUCAUCAGAUGAAGAGGAGGAACAUGGUGGCCAUAAAAACGCAAGUACUUUUUCACAGGGAUGGAGUUUGGGAUACCAGUACCCUUCCUCACAACAGCGAGCUAAACAACAGAUGCCAUUUUGGAUGGCACCAUAAAAAACCUGCAGAAGAGUUCCUCAUUCAUCCUCUUUUGGUGGUUUGUUUGGUUUGAGUUGGUUUUUUUUCCCCCCCCUCCCCUCUAGCAAUAAUGCAUGUAUAUUCCAAAACCAACUUUGCAAAUACACCUUGGUUUUUACAUUUGCAGAAGCUAAAAGGUUCAACAUUUCCCCCCACCCCUUGAAAAGGGCUCCAUUCUUUUUUAAAAAUCCUUAUUUCUGCAGUGAAUUUGUCGACUUGAAAAGAAGGGAAAUGUUUGCAAUGGUAUUCUGGCAGGGCUAGUCCCUUGGACAGUGGGGACAGUAACUGGAAAGAGAAAGUAGGGAAGCCCAUCGGUCUACAUCUCCCCUUUGUCCAGGAUAACUUAAAAAUGAAAAGAAUCAGACAGUGCUGACUUCAUUCUGCACCAAUGUUUGUGUUUUAUGGAGCAUUCCUGCUGUCAGCCCGUGUUUGCAGUCUCCUUGAGCUCAUGGGGACCCUGGUUUGGACUGUGGAUGAAGGAAAGGAACAUGCAGUAGUUCUGAGAAACUGGAGGAUCACAUUUCCUGAAACUCUUCAUUUGUUUUUGCUUUAAGCACCUCCUGUUUUAUUUUUCCUCAAGAUGUGGUUUUACUAACCCCACACCUUCUGAUUUUAGCCUUCUUGGGGGGAGCUGUUCAGUUUUUUGGGUGGGUUCAUCUUGCUGCAAAUACCCAACUGGGGCUUGGUGCUGUAGCACUGGAACUUCAUCUUCUCCGGUCCGCCCUUGAUUCCUUCUCAUUCAGCAGUUUGGAUGGAACUCCUGCUCCUGAGCUUCACCCCAUCUCUUAACUCAUCUGUUUUGUGGUGGUUGAGCAAAGGGAAGGCCGGGGGUGGGCAGGUGGGGUCAGGCCGUGCCAGCUCUUGCCGCGAAGCUUGGACGUGGAACCCUCGGACUGUGGUGGAGGGUUCAUGGACACAAACUGCACCACAGGCUUUUUUGGUGGGUGGGCUGUUGCAGAAAGGACUCUGGUGGACAGAGAAGUGAGACGUGGGACUGCGCUGAGGCGACUGCGCCUCUGAAACGGGAGGAGAAUCGAGCUGAGGGGUGGGGGGUGGCUGCACACAUCAAGCCCUCCCUGCCUCACUUGUACAAACAUCAUCUUUCCUAUGUGUUGUAAAUAACUAGAACCGUACUUUCAAUAUAAAUAAAUGUAUAAAUAUUG
Molecule: messenger RNA, 3336 nt
Organism: Colius striatus (speckled mousebird)
Lineage: Eukaryota; Metazoa; Chordata; Aves; Coliiformes; Coliidae
Gene: KHDC4
Product: KH domain containing 4, pre-mRNA splicing factor
Exons: 14
Coding region: 248-2152 (634 amino acids)
Cellular component (GO): nucleus
Molecular function (GO): RNA binding
Source: RefSeq, a predicted model, not a curated record